Messenger RNA from Penicillium mononematosum, 818 nucleotides. Its product is annotated as 60S ribosomal protein uL30. Gene Ontology annotation, molecular function: RNA binding; structural constituent of ribosome. Gene Ontology annotation, cellular component: cytosolic large ribosomal subunit. Gene Ontology annotation, biological process: maturation of LSU-rRNA from tricistronic rRNA transcript (SSU-rRNA, 5.8S rRNA, LSU-rRNA). The record is from RefSeq and is a predicted model, not a curated record. The coding region runs from base 56 to 808 and encodes 250 amino acids. Lineage: Eukaryota; Fungi; Ascomycota; Eurotiomycetes; Eurotiales; Aspergillaceae. The transcript has 3 exons.
UCCUUUGACAUCCUUCGACAACCAGCCGACUCUCGACCUCGUCCGGACCUUCAAAAUGGCCGCUACUACCUCCGUUCCCACCCAGAACCAGGUCCUCGUUCCCGAGACCCUUCUGAAGAAGCGCAAGUCCCAAGAGGCUGCCCGCGCUGAGCGCCGUGCCGAGGCCGAGAAGACCAAGAAGGCCAACAAGGAGAAGCGUGGAGUUAUCUUCAAGCGUGCCGAGUCUUACGUCCAGGAGUACCGCACCGCUGAGCGCGAGAAGAUCCGCCUCAACCGCGUUGCUCGCCAGGAGGGCAGCUUCUUCGUUGAGGGUGAGCCCAAGCUCGUCUUCGUUGUCCGUAUCAAGGGUAUCAACAAGAUUGCUCCCAAGCCCCGCAAGAUCCUCCAGCUUCUGCGUCUGCUCCAGAUCAACUCUGGUACUUUCAUUCGCCUCACCAAGGCUACUCAGGAGAUGUUGACCAUCGUCAACCCCUACAUUGCCUACGGUUACCCCAACCUGAAGUCCGUCCGCGAGCUUCUGUACAAGCGUGGUUACGGAAAGGUCGACAAGCAGCGCACUCCCCUCACCGACAACCAGAUCAUCGAGGAGCACCUCGGCAAGUUCGGCAUUGUCUGCAUGGAGGAUCUGAUCCACGAGAUCUACACCGUUGGCCCCAACUUCAAGCAGGCCAACAACUUCCUGUGGCCCUUCAAGCUGUCCAACCCUACCGGCGGUUUCCGCACUCGCAAGUUCAAGCACUACAUCGAGGGUGGUGACACCGGUAACCGUGAGGAGAACAUCAACGCUCUCAUCCGCCAGAUGAACUAGAUUCCUUCGC